GCUACUACAAACAAAUAAUCUAAUUAAAUACAUAUUCAUGUUGUAGUUGUACAUGUUGUGGGUUCGCAAGAAAAAAUAAUAUUAGAAAUUACCGUUCAUAAUUUCAGCAGGAUUAACGGUAGGCUGUUUGCUAUUGGUCAUUGAGGCAGAUCCAGUCCAUGUGUAAUUUUCGCUCGUACGUAAAGCGUAUGCUUCAUGAUGCAGUGUUGCCGCAUGAUGUAACAGAAAAACACGACACAUGUUGCCAAUGACUUUUCAGUUAUAAUUGGGGAAAUGCGACAUGGCUUCUAAUAGUAUGUGCAAUUUAUGCAAGCUUAAUUUUAAGAGCCGAGCUUAUUUAAUAUUACACCUCGGUACAUACCAUGGAAUACAAUAUCCUCAGUCAGUUGCACACACAUUGUCUAAUCGUAUGGGAGUUGAACAGCCACCCACAACAUCAGUGGAGGUUCCUGAAUCAUCUAAAAAAACAGAAGCAGAGACUAUGACAGUGGACCCGCCAGAGACAACAGUCAACGUUCCUGCAUCUCUUGAAACCAAAGUAGAGACUGUGGCAGAUUAUGAAACAGAAACUUCUAACAGCUCAGAGAAUAAUACUGAUGAUGAUGAUUAUAAUGGUCCUGAUCCUCUUGAAAACUCUGAUGAAGAUUCAGCCUCCAUGAAAUCUACAGAGAGCAAUGAAGAUGAUGUUUCAUUUAAAUACCACUAUAUCGUAUGUGUUUUUUUGGAAUUUCAUAAGAAAUAAGCAUACUGUGAUGAAAAUAUUGUGAUCAUUUUAAAAUGUAUGGACUAAGAAAAUAAAAAAUAAUAUAUAUAAUAAUGUUAGCACUAAAAAAAGUUCCAAAAAAAAUGUAAUUGUUUUGAUUAUUAUUUUAUUCUAAAGACUAUUCCUUCAGUUAAUUAUUUGUUUUAUUUUUAAAUAUAUUUGGACGUGUUAUGUUAUAUUUAUGUCUUUUAUAUAAUUUUAAGAUUUUGUUUUAAAAUUCUACUGUUAAUAAAUACCAGAAAAAUAUUCCUUAAAACACACACAAUAGCCAAAAAGUUGCAGGUGGCUGGAAACAUCGAUUAACCAUCCGGUGUGCCCAAAGUUUUUUAAAUGGAAAGACAAUCUAAAGGUAUGUAUUUACUUUACAAAAACUAAAUAUCUUUAACAUUUAACUGUUUAAUCAUGUUUUUUACUCCUUUUUUUUCAGGUUCAUCUCUUAGUCCACUUUGGUCAAGCAAACUAUUUAUGUGAUCAAUGUCAGAAAUCUUUUAAACUUAAACAUAACCUGCAAUGGCAUAUAUCACAUCAGCAUCAAACAGAGUAUGUCCAUUGCAAAUUCUGUAUAAAGAAAUUCAAAGAUCAAAGGCAGCUAGGCUAUCAUGAAAACUUACAUACGGGGAAAAAGCCCUAUACAUGCAAAAGU
Messenger RNA from Rhopalosiphum padi (bird cherry-oat aphid), 1406 nucleotides. RefSeq lists its product as uncharacterized. NCBI's taxonomy places the organism in Eukaryota, Metazoa, Arthropoda, Insecta, Hemiptera, Aphididae. The record is from RefSeq and is a predicted model, not a curated record. The coding region runs from base 281 to 742 and encodes 153 amino acids. The transcript is spliced from 4 exons.